AAAUUUUUGAAUUUUUUGAACUUUUGAAGUAAAAAAUUGUGGUUUAAAUUAUUCAAAAAUCAUUGUAAUUCGCCUCAAACUCUAUUCAUUCCAUUAGCAUCGUUCUGUAAUCACAUUCGGAUCAAAAUCAGAACAGAACAGAAAACACUUGUGCUAAAUUUAAUUACUCCUAACGAGAUUAUCGUUAUCAAAUUUCAAUUAUCUGUGUUCCUCUUUGCCCUCUUCUAUACAUUGCAAUAUUGUAAGUGGAGUUCAUAUACUUGAAAUUCUUUUACAAGUUACAUUAGUGUUACGUAAGAGUAGUUCGUGUACGGUCAGGGUUUCAUCUCGUUCGAUUUGCGAAUUUUUCAAUAUGACACAUAACUUGGAGAAUUAUUUAGAGGUGGCUUGCGGUCUAACGAAGGAAGUCGGACAAAUCAUACGAAACAAAAUUUGGGUUGAUAAACAAUCAGUAGUUACCAAAGAACAUAAACACGAUUUCGUUACUGAAACUGAUCAAGAAGUGGAAAAGUUACUCAUUACUGGACUAAGUGCUCAGUUCCCUGAUCAUAAAUUCAUCGGAGAAGAAACUACGUCUUCUGGUGUAAAAUCUGAAUUCACCGAUGAUCCUACUUGGAUUAUAGAUCCGGUCGAUGGUACGUUGAAUUUCGUACACGGUUAUCCCAACGUUUGUGUUUCCAUUGGUCUCACUAUCAAUAAAGAAUUGGUCGUUGGAAUUAUCUACGUACCUGUACCUGAUCUCUUAUUCACCGCUAUCAAAGGACAAGGUGCUUUUCUGAAUGGAAAACAAAUCCACGUUUCUAAAGCUAAAGAUUUAUCUGAUUCGUUGCUUGUACUGGAAUUAUCCGGAGGAGCUUCGGAUGAACAACGAAGAGCAGCUUACGUACAUUACGUUACUUCUUUUCUCCCACAGGUUCAUGGGAUACGAUCGUCUGGUUCAGCCGCCUAUAAUAUGGCUACGGUAGCUCUGGGUGCUGGUGAUUGUUAUUUUGAAAUAGGCAUCCAUGCUUGGGACAUGGCUGCCGGUGCUAUAAUCGUACGAGAAGCUGGUGGAGUUGUGCUCGAUACCUUAGGUGGCGAAUUGGACCUAAUGAGUAGACGAGUUUUGUGCGCCGCUACUCCGGAAUUGGCUAAGCAAGUUGUGCCAUAUAUUAAACAAACGUCUCCUGCUCGCGAUGAUUAAUUACACUUUCGUCGAAACUUUUCGAAAUAUGGAAAUUGCUUUUAUGAUGAAAUACGUCAUUCAACUGUGUACUUACUCGCGGUCUUAAGCAUCGUAUAGUAUGUUGUGUAUCAGAAUAAGACAGAAAAUUCUAGUCUAAAUAAGUUAUUAUUGCGCUGGGUUGCUCGAUUUUAUCUCUAGUAAAUUGUUUGUGAACUGUGUUA
Messenger RNA from Planococcus citri (citrus mealybug), 1386 nucleotides. Its product is annotated as inositol monophosphatase 1. Gene Ontology annotation, molecular function: inositol monophosphate 1-phosphatase activity. Bases 353 to 1183 code for a protein of 276 amino acids. Gene Ontology annotation, biological process: inositol metabolic process; phosphatidylinositol phosphate biosynthetic process; signal transduction. The transcript is spliced from 7 exons. The record is from RefSeq and is a predicted model, not a curated record. Lineage: Eukaryota; Metazoa; Arthropoda; Insecta; Hemiptera; Pseudococcidae.